AUGUCUUUGAAACAGGAAAUCGAGACCUGGGUGGCAGCACUUGGCCACUACGAUAAUAAUGAAUUCGACGAUGCGCUGAAGGAGUUUGAUGGCAUCUCAGACACUUCCAAGAUUCUCUUCAACUGUGGUGUGAUUCACGCUACGUUGGGAGAGCACGAGAAAGCGGUCGAAUGCUACCAACGAGCCGUACGUUUAGAUCAAUACCUGGCCGUAGCAUAUUUUCAGCAAGGUGUUUCAAAUUUCCUAGUUGGCGAUUUCGAGGAGGCACUGGCGAAUUUCAACGACACACUACUAUACCUGAGAGGAAACAACAUGAUCGACUAUGCUCAACUGGGUCUUAUGUUCAAGCUAUAUUCUUGCGAGGUUCUUUUCAACCGUGGUCUAUGUUAUAUAUAUCUCCAACAAAAGGAGGCUGGAAUGCAAGAUUUCUCUUUUGCCGUCAAGGAAAAGGUAGUCGAGGAUCAUAACGUUAUAGAUGAGGCCAUCAGGGAGGAAGCGGAGGCAUGA
Molecule: messenger RNA, 507 nt
Organism: Lachnellula hyalina
Lineage: Eukaryota; Fungi; Ascomycota; Leotiomycetes; Helotiales; Lachnaceae
Gene: NCF2
Product: Neutrophil cytosol factor
Exons: 3
Coding region: 1-507 (168 amino acids)
Molecular function (GO): protein binding
Source: RefSeq, a predicted model, not a curated record